AUGGACAGGCUAAAGUUACAAAGUUUGAUCAUUCAAACCGUGCGAGUAUAUUCUACAAACUACAAGGAACUGUCUACUAUUAUAAGUGUGACUAGCCAAGAAGUAACAUGGCAACAGAUCCAGAAUAAAGUAGUAAAAGUAAAACUUUUGGUGGUAAUGAGUAGCACAAAACUGGAUUUGGAUGGUGCUUUGUGUCUACACAAAAUAAACUAUUCAUUCGCCGUCGCGAUACUCAGCAAACCCAAUUUUAGUGCACUGUGGCGAAUGGAUACACAUUUGCCGUAUUUUGUACUCACCAGACCAGACCAGACCAGACAGUAUUUCAUCCUUAAUGAGAUUUUUAGCUGA
Messenger RNA from Phycomyces blakesleeanus NRRL 1555(-), 348 nucleotides. RefSeq lists its product as hypothetical. Lineage: Eukaryota; Fungi; Mucoromycota; Mucoromycetes; Mucorales; Phycomycetaceae. The coding region runs from base 1 to 348 and encodes 115 amino acids. The record is from RefSeq and is a predicted model, not a curated record. The transcript has 5 exons.